UCAUGUCAGAGGAUCAAAACAGAAUGACAACCAUAGAGGUGGACACUGCUUUUCUCAAAUCCAAGAGGGGGAUCCUGAAAGUAGCAGAGAUGGUGACUCUGUUUGUGGCAUUAGUGUGUUUCGCUGCAGCAUCUAGACCAAAGUACAGUAUUACAGCCACAGUGUUGGAGUUUGUGAUCACUUCACUUCUGCUGUUGCUGUACGUGUUCAAACUCAACAAAAGGCUGACCUUCUUCUUUUGGCCUCUCAUUGAUGUUUUUAAUUCAGCGUUUGCAGCAGUCUACUUUAUUGUAUUGAGCCUGCUGGCGUUGACUACAUACACUGUCACAGGCACACUGGUUGGAGGGAUAGUUGGUUUAUUAUCAGCUGGGCUGCUGUGUGUGGACUGCUUCAUGCUUUUCAAGAACAUCACAUUCAACAAGCCGAGAAGCGAAAUUCAGAGGCAAGACAACCAAUGAAUGAAUAAAUGACAGUAAAGUAAUACAGUAUGCUAUGUGAGCAUUAACAAGUUCAAAGCUUCUACUCAUUACUUUCACAUUUACUUCAUGAUUCAAAGCUUGUACCAGGUUUCAGCAUAUUAUGAUUCCAGUUGUAAUAAUUCAAAUUGAUAAUGCGACUUGUUUCUGAAAGAUGCUUUUCAAUAUAUUUUAAUUGACACAAAUGUAAUGGAAUAUCAAUAUCAAUAAAC
This is a messenger RNA of Anarrhichthys ocellatus (wolf-eel), 688 nucleotides long. It is a transcript of the gene cklf, whose product is annotated as chemokine like factor. The record is from RefSeq and is a predicted model, not a curated record. Lineage: Eukaryota; Metazoa; Chordata; Actinopteri; Perciformes; Anarhichadidae. The coding region runs from base 3 to 458 and encodes 151 amino acids. The transcript has 4 exons. Gene Ontology annotation, cellular component: membrane.